Molecule: messenger RNA, 1306 nt
Organism: Otolemur garnettii (small-eared galago)
Lineage: Eukaryota; Metazoa; Chordata; Mammalia; Primates; Galagidae
Gene: ACTRT3
Product: actin related protein T3
Exons: 2
Coding region: 143-1261 (372 amino acids)
Source: RefSeq, a predicted model, not a curated record
GUGAGGUGGGGGGCGCAGGCUGGGCUCCCCGCCGGCCGGGCCUCUGUGACGUGGCGUUCCAGGCCGGGUCCCAGCGGGCUCCAGCAUUGCCCGUAGCCGAGCGGCCCGGCGACUGCUGGUGGCAGGCGGUGACGGCGGCGGCAUGAACUACUACCGGCUCCCGGUGGUGAUCGACAACGGCUCAGGCGCGAUCAAGGCGGGCCUGGCCGGAAGCCGGGAGCCCCACUUCGUAUACCCGAACAUUAUUGGCCGCGCCAAGGGCCCGGGCUGGGCCGCUGACGGCGAGCACGAGGUGUACGUGGGCGACACGGCGCAGGCCCGGAGAAGCUCGCUGUCUAUCAGCUACCCGGUGGAGCGGGGUCUCAUCACUUCCUGGGGGGAUAUGGAAGUCGUGUGGAAGCACAUCUACGACUACAACCUGGCGCUUAAGCCGAGUGACAGCCCCGUCCUGAUCACUGAGCCAGCGCUGAACCCCCUGGCCAAUCGGCAGCAGAUCACCGAGGUGUUUUUUGAGCAUCUGGGGGUUCCCGCCUUCUACAUGUCCAUCCAAGCCGUGCUGGCUCUCUUUUCUGCUGGCUUCACUACUGGCCUUGUGCUGAAUUCGGGUGCUGGGGUUACCCAGUGUGUGCCCAUCUUUGAGGGGUACUGUCUGCCUCAUGGUGUCCAGCAACUAGAUCUAGCAGGCCUUGACCUCACCAGCUACCUCAUGGCCCUGCUGAAGAACCGCGGUAUCUUGCUGCUCAGUGCUGCAGACAGAAAGACUGUUGUGGACAUCAAGGAGACCUUUUGCUACGUGGCAAUGAACUAUGAAGAGGAAAUGGCCAAGAAACCUGAACUGAUACAGAAAAUUUACAAACUACCUGAUGGGAAGAUCCUCAGGCUCCAGGACGAGCUCUUUUCUUGCCCAGAGGCCCUCUUCUCUCCACGGCUCAUGAGCCUUGAGGCCCCGGGCAUAGAUAAGAUGUGCCUCCAUAGCAUAAUGAAAUGUGAUACAGAUCUGAGGAAUUCCUUCUUCUCCAACAUUCUCCUUGCUGGGGGAUCAACCUCUUUUCCUAGUUUUGACAGGAGGCUAGUUAAGGAUAUAGCAAAGGUGGCUCCUGCCAACACCCCAGUGCAGGUUACAGCGCCCCCAGAAAGGAAGAUAUCAGCAUGGAUGGGAGGAUCUAUUCUAGCAUCCCUGUCUGCCUUCCAAGACAUGUGGAUCACUGCUGCAGAAUUUAAAGAAGUCGGACCCAACAUAGUACACCAAAGAUGCUUCUGAAGUACAGAUGAACUGGUUAGAAAAAAAUGUUUUGAGUAUAUGUGA